AUGCUGUGGGGGCUCUGGCAGGGCUGCGUGGUACAGCUGCCUGUGAGCCAGACUUAUGUAGUCAUUGAGCUCUUGGUGGCUGAGUGGCCAUGCGAGGAGUUCUUUCCGUACCUUUCGGUCUUCCCCAGCUUCGACCCCGUCAAGGAGAACGUUGCAGACUUCGGUGCAGCCGGACCUUGUACACUAGAACACAUCGCCGAGCAGGCCAUGGAAGUGAUGAAAUCUUACCGGAUGUAUGGCCUGGUAGGUUGCAACUGUCAGCACUUUGCCGUGGAUGUACUCAAGCGCCUGCCGGGCAUCAAGGACGCCCCGAGCCCCGAUGACCAGCGCCUCGCGGAGGUCAUUGAGCGGAGCGCACGUGCGAUCAGCAUCACCAACGGUGUGCUGAAAGGCUUGUUUUGUGCGAAGACAGCGUCGACGUUGGGCAGCAGCCUUGCAACUGGAGGGCUGGCAGGAGGCGCUGCGGGCACGAUGGCGCUGGGUAUAGGAGCAGCAGUGCUCACCGGGCACAUCCUAUGUGGCUGCGCAGUUGGUGCUGCCGCCUCCACAGGCGUUCGCAAGACCUAUGAGUGGGUCAGCAACCGUCAUCGUCGAGCAGAGGAGGGAGCAGAUGGUGCAGAUGGAGCUGAACAUGCAGACAAAAGUCCGGAACCUGCACGGGAGUCGUCUCCGAGUGAUGCGGACAUUGUCGGGCCCCUGCAGCCAGACGAGUCCGGACUGUCACUAAAGGAUGUGACUGAGUCUGUCAGGGUGGGAGGACCUUUGGGAGUAAUUUACUAG
Molecule: messenger RNA, 780 nt
Organism: Symbiodinium natans
Lineage: Eukaryota; Dinophyceae; Suessiales; Symbiodiniaceae
Source: the annotation of a GenBank genome assembly